Molecule: messenger RNA, 576 nt
Organism: Dictyostelium discoideum AX4
Lineage: Eukaryota; Evosea; Eumycetozoa; Dictyosteliales; Dictyosteliaceae
Exons: 5
Coding region: 1-576 (191 amino acids)
Biological process (GO): proton transmembrane transport
Cellular component (GO): proton-transporting V-type ATPase, V0 domain; proton-transporting two-sector ATPase complex, proton-transporting domain; membrane
Molecular function (GO): proton transmembrane transporter activity; proton-transporting ATPase activity, rotational mechanism
Source: RefSeq, a predicted model, not a curated record
AUGCCUGAUAUUAAUCCACUUACUCCAAUUCCAGAUAAUAACUAUUAUGAUCAAUGUACUUAUUUCCUUGUAACUAUAUCCCCAUCAACAUGGGCUGCACUUGGUAUUGGCCUUUCAUUAGCCUUAUCAGUUGUUGGUUCAGCUUGGGGUAUUUGGGUCACUGCAUCAUCACUUAUGGGUGCUGCCGUUAAAGAACCAAGAAUUCGUUCAAAAAAUAUUAUUAGUAUUAUUUUCUGUGAAGCUGUAGCUAUUUAUGGUAUUAUUUUAGCUAUUAUUUUAAAUGGUAAAAUCGAUAAAUUUUUAAAUAUUUGGGAUCCAGCUUCCGAUUAUAUGGCCGGUUACAUGAUGUUUGGUGCCGGUAUCACUGUUGGUCUUUGUAAUGUUUUUUCAGGUGUUUGCGUAGGUAUUGCUGGUAGUGGUUGUGCAUUGGGUGACGCUCAAAAUCCAUCACUUUUUGUUAAAAUGCUUAUUAUUGAAAUUUUCGCUGGUGCCUUAGGUCUUUACGCUGUUAUUGUCGGUAUUCUUAUGACAACUAACGCUCUUGGUGUCACACAACAACCUGCACUCAAACCAUAA